This is a messenger RNA of Taeniopygia guttata (zebra finch), 3118 nucleotides long. The record is from RefSeq and is a predicted model, not a curated record. NCBI's taxonomy places the organism in Eukaryota, Metazoa, Chordata, Aves, Passeriformes, Estrildidae.
CCCCCUCAGGCCGCGCCGCCAUUUUGGAUCCGCCGCCGCUUCCCUGAGGUAAAAACGAAAUUUGAGGGGUUUAAAAAAACCCCAAAAAACCCAAAAAUCACCCCAAAAAUCCUCCCAAAAGCGAGGGGGGGUUGAGGGGCGCCGCACCCUGAAACUCAUCUGGAGAUUCCACCCAAAAUUCUCCCGAAUUUGGGCUCCAACCGCGGUGAUGGCAGACCCUCCCAAAGACACCACAGAUUUGGGGUCUCUGCAGGCCCUGCGCGCGGCCCUGCAGGGGGCGCUGAUUCGCUCCCCGGCCCAACCGGAACCGCCCGAGCUGGAGCCGCUGCUGCGACUUCCGCUUCCGCCCGACCGGAAACUGCGGCUGCUGCCGGGCCGGAAGCUGCUCCGGGACAACCUGGCCUGGAAUCCCGAGGGGGUCCCCCACGGAUUGGAGCAGCUGAGGACGGCGCUGAACAUUCUGGAAAAAUACGGUCGGAACCUUCUGAGCCCGCGCCCGCCCCGGCACUGGAGGGGGGUCCGGUUCGGCAAUCCCGUCUUCAGAUCCACCGUCGGGGCCAUCCAGGGCGGCCGGGAGGUGCUGAAGCUUUUGGGGUACACGGAGGAGUCGGGGGAGGGGCUGAGCUUCCCUCCCCCCCCCACGGGCCCCUCCCCGCUGGUGGCGGCCGUCACCGCCGACGUCCUGGUGCUGCGCGCCGAGCUGGACCGGCUCUUACUGAACCAGCACCCCAACCCCCAUUUCUUCACCGAGAUCUUACUGGGAGAGGAUGAGGCGUCGCUGGUUUCGGAUGCGCUGCCCCAAAUGCACACGGCCGACGACGAGGGCUGGACCUGCCGCAGCUGCACCCUGAGGAACCCGACCCCGGCCGUGCUCUGCCGCGCCUGCGAGCGCCCCCGACUGGCGCCCAGCCCACAGCCCAGCCCCGCCCCCUCCCAGCCUUGGCCCUGCCCCCGCUGCACCUUCCUGAACCGAGGCCCCGCCCCUUCCUGCCAGAUGUGCGGUGACGUCACUUCCGCCCAGGCCACGCCCACUCCCGGUAGUUUUCCCACCACUUCCUGUUCGGAGAACGCCACUUCCUGUUCGGAAAAUUCCACUUCCGGUUUGGAAAACCCCACUUCCGGUUUGGAAAAUCUUACUUCCGGUUUGGAAAAUUUAACUUUCGGGGCGGAGAAUUUGAAAUGGGGAGGUGAUGACGUCACUUCCGGGUCAGGCCACGCCCCCUCCCGUGAUGCUUUGCGGCAGCGGAAGUUGAUGGAGGACGGGCGGCGCCUGGUGGAGCUGGUCAGGGUCGCCGAAUCCCAGGGCCUCCCCCCGGAAUCUCUCGGCCCCGCCCCCUUUUCCGCCCUUCCGGAACAUUCCGACCCCGAAUCCCAAAUCCGGCACUUCCGGGGCCGCCUCGGGGGGGUCCUCAAGGAGCUCCAGGGGGCGGAGCCUGACCCCAAAGGGGGCGGAGCCUCCCUCGGGCCGUUCUCAUUGGCCGAAGCCGCGUGGGCGUGGCUGGAGGGGGAGGGGCAGCCGGACCGCGCCCGCCGCGUUCUGAUUGGCCGGAGGAAGCAGCAGCUGCAGCUCCUGGCGUGCCUCAGUUUCCCCGAACGCGCGGCGGCGCUGCGGCGCAAUGGCGGCGGCCAAUGGGAGGCGCUGCAGGAGCUGCAAUGGCGGAGGCUCCGCCCCUUCCGAUUACGUCAUCAGCAGGGGGCGGAGCCUGCGCUGGACUUCCUGCGGGAGGAUCAGCAGGCCCUCGUCCGGCAGAUUUUGGCCACCCUCCCCGUGGCCAGUUGGGGUCGGGCCUUACUGGUGGCCAGUUUGGGUCGUGAACUGGGACUGGGGCUGGUGGCGGCUCCCAGUUCGGAUCCUUUACUGGUUGAACUGGUGGAGGCCGUGGGGUCCUGUCCGGACAGGGCUGCCCUGCGCAGGCGCCUGCGCUGCGAGUGCGCCGUCUGCGGCUGGGGGCUGCCCCGGCAACUGAUGCAGUGGCUGCCCGGCUGCUCGUGCCCGCUGUGCCCCGAGUGCUUCCGCCUCCAUUUCACCGUGGGGCUCAGGGAGAGGGGGGUGGGCGCCCUUGGGUGCCCCAGUUGCGGCCGCCCCGACCUCAGGGACGACGCCCAACGCCUCUGGUACUGGUCCACGCUGGAGCCGGCGCUCCGGCGCUGCCUCGACCCCGACACCUUCGGCCUCGUGACCCGGAAGUUGACGGAGUUGGAGCUGCUGAGGGACCCCCAGUUCCUGUGGUGCCCCCAUUGCUCCUUCGGGUUCAUCUUCGAGGCCGAACGGGGUCCGGCCCAGUGCCCCCAGUGCCACCAGUGCUGCUGUCCCCGCUGCCAGCUGCCGUGGGACCCGCGUCACUCGUCGCUCUCCUGCGCCGAUUUCGGGGUCUGGAUCCGCUCCAGGGACCCCCCCCAGGGCCUGGGGGCCUUUCUGGGAGAGGCCGGAAUCGCCUGUCCCCAGUGCGGGCAGCGCUUCGCUCUGGCGCGCGGCGGCUGUUUGCAUUUCCAGUGCUCCCAGUGCCGACACCAGUUCUGCGCCGGCUGCGGCGUCCCCUUCCACCGGCCCGGGACCUGCCCCUCCCCCCAGUGCCCCCUCGGGGGGUCCCUCCACGGGCACCACCCCCGCGAUUGUCUCUUCUACCUGCGGGACUGGGAACCCGCCCGGCUGCAGCAGCUGCUCCAGAGUGGGAACGUCGCCUUCGAGACAGAACCGCCCCCUGAGGCCCCGCCCAACCCGACUGGCCGCUGUCCCGUUCCGGAGCAGAAGGAAUUCGGGGUGACCCUUCGGGACGAGCCGUGCGGGCGGGACACGGCCCCGGGCCAGGCCGGACUCUGCCGCGGUCACUAUUCCGAGUAUCUCGUGUCCCUCAUUAACCGCCACGGCCUGGACCCCGCCCCUCUCUAUGACCCGGAAGAGCUCCGCGCCGCCGCGCAGCGCCACCUAGCGGCCGGGAGGACUCAGCGCCUGCCGGGCGAGAGCGAGGCUGAGCACCGACUGCGCAUGCUCCGAAUGCUGGGGGAGGAGGUGCCGGUGAGGCCACGCCCACAGGGGGCGGGGCUGAGGGCGCUAUGCAAAUGAGGCGGAUGUAAAUGGGGGAAAUGACCUUAUAUGGGAAAAAUGACCUUAUAUGGG